Messenger RNA from Hipposideros armiger (great roundleaf bat), 960 nucleotides. Its product is annotated as olfactory receptor 51G2-like. The transcript has a single exon. Gene Ontology annotation, cellular component: plasma membrane. The record is from RefSeq and is a predicted model, not a curated record. Gene Ontology annotation, biological process: G protein-coupled receptor signaling pathway. Lineage: Eukaryota; Metazoa; Chordata; Mammalia; Chiroptera; Hipposideridae. The coding region runs from base 1 to 960 and encodes 319 amino acids. Gene Ontology annotation, molecular function: G protein-coupled receptor activity; olfactory receptor activity.
AUGUCUGGCUCCAACCACACCGGCACUUUUUUCUUCCUAACAGGCCUCCCAGGCCUUGAGGCUGUGCACACCUGGCUCUCCAUCCCUCUGUGUGCCAUGUAUGUGGCAUCUCUGGCAGGAAACAGCCUGAUCCUAUGGGUGGUGAAGUCAGAGCCCUCCCUGCACCAGCCCAUGUACUACUUUCUGUCAAUGCUGGCAGUGACCGACCUGGGCUUGUCUGCCUCCACACUGCCCACCAUGCUCACAAUCUACAUGCUGGGUCUCAGGGAGGUGGCGGUGGAUGUGUGCCUGGCCCAGCUCUUCUUCAUCCACAGCUUCUCCAUCAUGGAGUCCUCUGUGCUGCUGACCAUGGCCUUUGACCGCGUUGUGGCCAUCAGCAACCCCCUGCGCUAUAGCACCAUUCUCACGAGUCCCCGGAUUGUCCGGAUGGGACUGGCCAUCAUGGUGCGCAGCAUCGGUCUCGACAUCCCGGCCCCCAUCAUGCUGAAACAGCUGCCUUACUGCCGCAAUUUCCGGCUCUCUCACUCCUACUGCUUGCACCCAGAUGUCAUGAAACUGGCCUGUGCUGACACCCACAUCAACAGUGCCUAUGGUCUCUUUGUAGUGCUCUCCACGCUGGGUGUGGACGCGGUGUUCAUUGUCCUCUCCUAUGCGCUGAUUCUCCACACAGUGCUGUCUAUUGCCUCCAAGGCCGAGCGCCUCAAAGCCCUCAACACUUGUGUCUCCCACAUCUGUGCUGUGCUGCUCUUCUACACACCUAUGAUUGGCCUAUCCAUGAUCCACCGAUUUGGGAGGUGGGUUUCCCCAUGCAGCCUUGUACUGCUCUCCUAUCUGCACUUUCUCACACCUCCAUUGCUCAACCCCAUUGUCUACACUAUCAAAACCAAGCAGAUCCGAAGGAGGAUGCUGCGUCUCUUCUGGUGGAAUAGAAGUAGCAAUAGGGACAAAGAGCAUAAUUAA